AUGUUGCGCAAGCUAUAUGUUGAAGAAGAGGAGGAAGAAGAUUUCGGUCCCAUCUACGACACCGAUGGUGAAGGGGAAUUUUGUGAAAGAAUAAAUUUCUUGUUUGAAGAGGAAUUUAUUGAAAAAUUCACUUUCAUGGUUGGAGAUGAAAUUAUUGAAGACUCUAGCCCUAUCUACGAUAUUUAUGGGGAAGAGGAUCAUGAAGAAAUUGAAGAAGAAAUAAAUUUUGUGCUUGGAAACGAAAUUGAUGAAAAGUUUUUGAAAGAAAAAGAUUUUGUUGUUACAAACAAAAUUGUUGAAGAAAAGGUUGAAGAAUUCAAAGAGGUGGAGCAAGUUCUUGACCACGAAGAUGUGGUUGUGGUUAAGAAGGAUGAUGAUACUCGUCUUAUAACAAACCGUCUUUCUAAGAACCUAGAAGAAGGAGUGACCCAUCAAGUUCCAAGUUCCAAGCAAUUACGAGGGAGGGAGUUUAUAAUGCUUGGAUUCCUAUUCUUGUGGUGUACCUUUAGUUGGGAAGCCAUGUUAUUGGAACAUGUUGUUCAUCAACCCACAAGUACAAACCAUGAUCUAAUAUUUCAUAUGGCCAUUGUUAAUCCUUUAAAUUAUUUCAAGAAUAAUUUACUAGGUCCUAAUCUUGUUCAUGGGAGUGUACGAAAGUGGUUUUUGAUCCACAAAUGGAAGACACGGUUAGGAUUUCAUUUGGCGAGUUCUUUUAGCUAUUUGAAGAACAUGUGUAUGUGGAGAAAAGACCAAGUUGAAAUAAAGAAAAGGUCACAUUAUGCAAUAAAAUUUUGUUUUCAAGACUUGCUGUCAGGGAAGGUUCGUAUAGGGGAACAACACAAUUUCGUUCUUACUGAAUUGAGGACAAUUCCUUUCGAAGAAGGAGGGAAUGAUACAUGUGUGGACAAAUCAUUAAUGAUGUGUGCUUUAAUAAGGAUGACCCAACCCUUAUCUUUUCUAAAGUUCCAUGAUUUGGUGGCAAGAAAGGCUUCAUGA
Molecule: messenger RNA, 996 nt
Organism: Lactuca saligna
Lineage: Eukaryota; Viridiplantae; Streptophyta; Magnoliopsida; Asterales; Asteraceae
Source: the annotation of a GenBank genome assembly